Marmota monax (woodchuck) is the source of this 3796-nucleotide messenger RNA. RefSeq names its product B cell receptor associated protein 29 (gene Bcap29). The transcript is spliced from 8 exons. Bases 285 to 1004 code for a protein of 239 amino acids. Gene Ontology annotation, cellular component: endoplasmic reticulum membrane; endoplasmic reticulum. NCBI's taxonomy places the organism in Eukaryota, Metazoa, Chordata, Mammalia, Rodentia, Sciuridae. Gene Ontology annotation, biological process: endoplasmic reticulum to Golgi vesicle-mediated transport; intracellular protein transport. The record is from RefSeq and is a predicted model, not a curated record.
AGUUGCAUUUGCGAGCCCCGAGCCUGAGUCGUCUUAGACUCCAUCGCCAAUUAGGAAACAAUUAUUACCAACAAACGUGGCCUCGCCGCCGGUGACCUUAGCAGGACGACAGCCUAAGGCAGGGGGAAGCCGGUUCGCCAGCCGCUUCCCACUCCCCCUUCCCUGCCCCCCACUUCUCUCCCUUCCCCCUCCCCCUCCCCGUCGCGGCGUCUGACGUCCCGCGCGUCGGGGCGGCGGAGCUGCGCGGAGAGCCAGACGGGCCGCAGCGCGGUGUAAAGAAAAAAAUGACAAUCCAAUGGGUGGCAGUUGCAACCUUUCUUUAUGCCGAAAUAGGACUCAUUUUACUCUUCUGUCUACCUUUUAUUCCUCCUCAGAGAUGGCAGAAGAUUUUUUCAUUUAAUGUUUGGGGUAAAAUUGCAACUUUUUGGAACAAGGCUUUUCUUACCAUUAUAAUCCUAUUGAUUGUUCUGUUUCUAGAUGCUGUGAGAGAAGUAAGGAAAUAUGCCUCUAUUCAUACCAUUGACAAGAGCUCAACUAGCAAACUUGGUGCCUAUGAACAUACACAGAUGAAACUUUUUAGGUCUCAAAGAAAUCUUUACAUUUCUGGAUUUUCAUUAUUUUUUUGGCUAGUGUUGAGACGUCUGGUUACACUUAUAACUCAGCUGGCAAAAGAACUCUCAAACAAAGAAAUGCUUAAAAGUCAAGCAGAAAAUACUAAUAAGGCUGCCAAAAGAUUCAUGGAAGAGAAUGAAAAACUAAAAAGGAUUUUGAAAACCACAGAUGAAGAACACACUUUGGAAACAGAAAAUAAAAAACUAGUAGAAGACCAGGAAAAACUGAAAGCUGAAUUAAAGAAGACUUUAGAUGCCCUUUUUAAGGCACAGAGUGAUGUGAUGACAAUGAAGACACAGUCAGAGAGACUUUCAAAAGAAUAUGAUCGACUCCUGAAAGAGCACUCAGAACUUCAGAAUCGUUUAGAAAGAGACAAUAAGAAAGGUCUGUGAACUUCAUGGAAGAAGAUUCUGAUACACCGUGUCAAGAUAAUAAAUUUGUUAUCAUGGUAGCCACUAGAAAAUUUAAAAUUCAAUUUAGAAAAAUGUACUAUGACUGUUUUUUAAAUGCCACACAUAGACUAGGUAGUAGUGAAAUUUUCAAAAUAUUUGAUAAUGUUUCAAAUAUAUCACAAAGAGUAUAUUCCAGCUCUUUAAAAAAUAUAUAAGCAUGUUAAAACCCAUAUUUACAUAUUGAUAGACUUUGGUGCAAUGGUGGCUCUUUACCAAUAAAAGGUUCAUUGAUUAGCCAGUUACUUCCAAAUUUAGACGUUUUAAAGUUGCAUGAAACUAUCAAUAGCCUUGAAAGCUUUGAUGAGUUUUCAGUCAUAAUCUAUUUAAUCAGUUGCUGAUAAUGAUGUGUUUGAAAAUAGUAUUCAGUAUUGGAAAAUUUAUUCAUAGGAAAUUUAAAUAAGGAUAAAUGAUAAAUAUUAACCACUGUAUUUAUAGAGAAGAGUCACCAACAACAGUGAAAACAAUGACAAUUUUUUUUAAGCUUGAUCUUACUAUGGUUUACUCAAAUAAGACUAUUGAUAUAUUUUUGUUACUGCACUUUUGCACAUGUCAUACUGUUUUUUAAUUGACAUUUGUGUUAGUAACACAAAAAUUGUUAUGAAUUCUACCUUUUCACUCAGCAUCAUGGCACACGCCUGUAAUCCCAGCUCUGGAGGCUGAGGCUAGAGAAGCAUGAGUUCAAGGUCAAUCUCAGUAAUUUAGCAAGGCCCUAAGUAACUCAGUGAGACCCUGUAUCUAAAUAAAAUAUAAAAAAGGACUGGGAUUGUGGCUCAGUGGUUAAAUGCCCCUAGGUUCAAUCCCUGGUUCAAAAAAAAAAAAAAAAGAAUUCUACCUUUUCAAGAUCUUCUAUUAAUAGAGAUUACAACUGUUUGCAUUAACUGUCAUAGCAUUGGACUGAACUUAUUUUACAAUGUGGAAUUUUUGACUUAAAAAGUUAAUGUAUAACAUAUCCAAAAAGCAGUGUUUUUUAUGUUUGUGAGAGCUACAAAUUACACAGAUAUUACCUCAAAUAUUCAUACACUGGUGUCCACAGUUUCUGAGACAUUUCUGUAUUCUAGAAGCUAAAUAUUAAAUGCUGCUUUCCUUUCAAAUAUUCAUUUAGAGAUAGUGAUUGUAAAAGUAACAAUUUAGUUAACGAUUUAGGUUUCAGUGUUUAGACAUGAAAAUUUAUUUCCUUGUCUCAUAAAGACCUAAAUAUAAAAGAAAAUGAAAAAUAACUGGAGUUUUUCUUCUUUGGUCUGUUUCAUCCUCUUUUUUUUUUUAUGAGAAAAAUUAAGUAAUAUUGAUGAACGUUUAAAACAAAUGAAUAACCAUUAACUCAAAAAGAGCUUAAAUUAGUAUCUAUUUGUGGAAACUAUUUUGCUAUUGAAUAUACAUGAUACUCCCUUUUUUAAAAAAAAAAAGAGUUUUUUUUAAUAUUUAUUGUUUAGUUUUCGGCAGACACAACAUCUUUAUUUUAUUUGUAUGUGGUGCUGAGGAUCGAACCCAGCGCUGCGCGCAUGCCAGGCGAACAUGCUACUAUUUGAGCCACAUCCCCAGCCCUCAUCCUCUUUUUUUGUUUGUUUGUUUUUUAGUACUUGGGAUUGAACCCAGGGCCUUCUUGCAUGCUAAGCAGGUACUCUCUAGCCCACUCUUUUUAAUUUUAAUCUUAGACAAGACUCACUAAGUUGUCCAGGCUGCAUCAAAUUUGCAGUCCUCCUGCCUCGGUGUCCCUUACACAGUUGCUGAGGUUACAGGCAUACACCACAGCACCCAGCUGUUGUUCAUUGUAAUUUUAAUGUGUAUUUUAAUUUUGUGUGUAUUUGAUUUUUUAUUGUAAGGUGUAUAAUAUCAUUUCAAGUAAAAGUCAAGAGUUACUGCUAGAAAACAGAUAUGAAGGAGACAUUUAACAGGAGUAAGAAAUAGGAGUUAGCCCAUAUGGUCUAACAACACCAUAAAUAACAAGGAAAGGGAGUGCUAAAAUAGGAGAGAAAUGAACAAAUGACAGCUCAAAGUAAAGACAUAGAAAUAUCAAAGUGAGAUCUAUAUGGGUAAAUAUAUAAGAUAUUGAAUGUGUGUGAUCUUGGCCUACUCUACAAAAAUCAAGUCUAAAGUCAGAAUAACAUGCAAAAAAAAGGAGAAAAAUACACAUCUUUAGAACUGGAAGAACCAAAAUCCCAACGUCAUCAUUUAUGUAGUCAUGUGAUUUUAAGUUUUUCAAAUUUGCUAGGCCUCCAUUUUCAUCUCCAAAAUGGGAAUAAUAAAAUUUGAUAAGGAUUGCUAUACAGACUAAGAUUACACAGUGAUUCUCAAAGUUGUUCAAACUGUAUAGUAAGGAGUCUGGGUACUUUUUGACAAGCAUGAGGAUUUGCAAAACUUUAAUGUUUACAUAUAGGGGAUCUUAAACCUCAACACUCAGUUUUGCAGAUCUUCAACUAGAGACUUUGAAAGUUUGAUCCUUUUUCCCAAGGAAAGGAUUUGAGGGUAAGGAUUUGAGUCUAGAAUUCAUGUAUCUAGUUUCCCUGCAUAUUCAUUCACAACUGGCUGUAAUUUGCUAAAUUGAAAACAUUGCCAUGUUUUGCCAGUGUUUGAACCAGGGAGUCUGGCUACAGAAUCUGUAUGCUUUACCACUGUACCAAACUGUCUCACACAUCAUAUUUGUUAGUUUUUCCUUAGCAAUUUCUAUCAUGUGAGGAGAUAUGUAUUACAUGAAUUUAGUUACACUGCAUAUUAAAUUGUUUUUCUUCUCAUUA